Girardinichthys multiradiatus is the source of this 3541-nucleotide messenger RNA. It is a transcript of the gene nf2a, whose product is annotated as NF2, moesin-ezrin-radixin like (MERLIN) tumor suppressor a. The transcript is spliced from 16 exons. Gene Ontology annotation, cellular component: plasma membrane; filopodium; adherens junction. Gene Ontology annotation, biological process: positive regulation of protein localization to early endosome; positive regulation of early endosome to late endosome transport; regulation of gliogenesis. Gene Ontology annotation, molecular function: actin binding; cell adhesion molecule binding. NCBI's taxonomy places the organism in Eukaryota, Metazoa, Chordata, Actinopteri, Cyprinodontiformes, Goodeidae. The coding region runs from base 605 to 2380 and encodes 591 amino acids. The record is from RefSeq and is a predicted model, not a curated record.
UACAGUGCUAACAGGUUGUUAGCUUUUGUUAGCUGCCCUUUUCGUCCCACGUUUUUACAGGAAAGUACUGGAUACAAGUAUUUUAUACGUUUACAUAUUUUUUUUAAAGGAACGUCUAUGCGGGUAGUUAUCAGUUUUGUGUAAUAAGACGCUUCGUUUUAAAAACGACGUUAACCUUAGUUAGCUAACCUCGGACUAUUUUAACCAGCUAUCGUUAGCAGCCAGCCGUAGAGAGACUGCAGCAGCCACUACGCUGUAAUUAUCCGCUUGUGUUAAACUUUUUAUGUGAACUUUUAUUGUAUGAUUAGAGGAACAUAUAAAUAAGUGAUACAGGGAAGUUUGAUAAAUUAGUAACUUGUCUCUGAAAGACCAACGAGCUUUGAUUAGACUUGCUUGCAAAUAUUAGUAUCAGCUGAAAAGUCACAUGCACUCCUCUAUGUUUACCUGUUGAUAACUAAUUGUGCUAACUAAAUGCUCGUGUGCCGGAACCAAAAGAUUAACUAAGUCAGACCAAAAUGCCUUGACAGGGUUUUUAGUUUAUAAGGAAUAAAGGAAGUAUUUUUGGUGUAUUGACUGGAAAAAGGGACUUUCUUAGCAAUUCGCCAUGGCAAGUGCCUUAGCAGCGAAAAUGGGAUUUAACACUUGGAUUAAAAAACACGCCAAAUACUUCAAAGUAAAGAUCUGCACCUUGGAGUCAGACAUGGAGUUCAGAUGCGAGCUAAACUGGAAAGGAAAAGACCUUUUUGACCUGGUGUGUCGGACUUUGGGACUGAGGGAGACCUGGUUUUUUGGGCUCCGAUAUGACAUAAAGGACACAGUUGCUUGGCUGAAGAUGGAAAAGAAGGUUUUAGACCAGGAGGUGCCAAAAGAAGAGCCCAUCACCUUCCACUUCCUGGCCAAGUUCUACCCAGAAAACGCUGAGGAGGAGCUAGUGCAAGAUAUCACUCAGCAUCUCUUCUUCCUACAGGUGAAGAAGAAGAUCCUUGAAGAAGAAAUCCACUGUCCUCCAGAGGCCUCUGUGCUUUUGGCAUCUUAUGCUGUCCAUGCCAAGUACGGAGAAUAUGACCCUGAAGUUCAUAAACCUGGCUUCUUGGCUGAGGAGGAGCUGCUGCCAAAGAGAGUAAUCAACUUGUACCAGAUGACUGCAGAAAUGUGGGAGGAGAGAAUCACAGCAUGCUAUGCUGAGCACCGAGGCAGAACAAAGGACGAAGCUGAGAUGGAGUAUUUAAAAAUAGCUCAGGACCUGGACAUGUAUGGCAUCAAUUACUUUUUAAUCAGGAAUAAAAAGGGAACAGAUCUUCUGCUGGGAGUGGAUGCGCUUGGUCUGCAUAUCUACGAGCCAGAAAACAAGCUGACACCCAAGUGCUCCUUCCCAUGGAACGAGAUCCACAACAUAUCCUACAGCGACAAGGAGUUUACCAUCAAACCUCUGGACAAGAAAACCAAUGUCUUCAAGUUCAACUCUUCACGACUAAGAGUCAACAAACUGAUCCUGCAGCUGUGCAUAGGGAAUCAUGACCUGUUUAUGCGCCGACGUCGAGUGGACUCUCUUGAGGUCCAGCAGAUGAAGGCUCAGGCCAGAGAAGAGAGGGCCAGAAAGCAGAUCGAGCGACAACGUUUGCAGAGGGAAAAGCAGCUGCGAGAGGAUGCAGAGAGAGCCAGGGACGAGCUGCAGAGGAGGCUCAUUCAGCUGCAGGACGAGGCUCACAUGGCCAAUGAGGCACUACUGCGCUCAGAACAGACAGCAGACCUGCUGGCUGAAAAGGCGCAGAUCGCAGAGGAAGAGGCCAAGCUGUUGGCCAAGAAAGCUGCCGAGGCUGAGACAGAGAUGCAGCGCAUCAAAGUGACUGCCAUGCGUGGCCAGGAGGAACGGCGCAUUAUGGAACAGAAGGUGCUGGAGGCUGAGAAGCGAGCACUCAAGAUGGCUGAGGAGUCAGAAAGGAGGGCUAAAGAUGCUGAGCACCUGAAGCAGGACCUGCAGGAAGCCAGGGAUUCAGAGCGAAGGGCAAAAAACAAGCUGCUGGAGAUUACCAGCAAGGCCAUCUACAUGUCACCUGGACUUCCAUCUGACAGCGUCCCUCAAGACCUGAACUUCAGCAGGGAGAAUCUCAGUUUUGACUUCAAAGACACCGACAUGAAACGCCUGUCCAUGGAGAUUGAGAAGGAGAAAGUCGAGUACAUGGAAAAGAGCAAGCACCUUCAAGAGCAGCUGAAUGAGUUGAAGACAGAGAUCGAAAGUCUAAAGCUGAAAGAAAGGGAGAGUUCUCUGGACAUCAUUCACAGCCAGAACACAGAACAGGGAACCAGCAAGCACAGCAACUUUAAAAAGCUUACACUACAGAGCACCAAGUCAAGGGUUGCCUUUUUUGAAGAACUUUAAACUUCGUGUAACCGUGAGGAACGUCUGCGUUCUACAUUCCUGACUGCAUUACAAACCUUUUACUGCUGGAAGCAAAACCAGCCAAUGGCCAGGAAAAUAUCCACUGCUUUGAACUCAUAAACUCUAAGAGAAAAUAUAUCUAAAGAAAAACAGAGUCUGUGUUUACAAAACGACUGUGUAAGAGACUUUGAUAAAGGUAUUUCUAAAUCAUUUGUGUGGAAAUUAUUAAAGUCAAAUAAUCUACUUUGUCAAUGCUAAAGGAGAAGCUGUACUGCUUCUAUUCUAUCAUUAAUCUAAUACGAUUAUACUUUGGGUAUUUGGAAUAGUUAAUGUAUGAUGUCCAGUUGGAGUGAACUACAUUAUAUGAGUAAUGAACUAUUCAGCAGUUCACCAGGGAAAUAAACCACUAAUGUUACCCAAACCAAACGUUUGAUAUCUAUAUAUACUAAUCUGUGUUGAGUAUUUUGUUUUACCUUGCCUCUGCUGAAGCACUACAGAGUCAGCAUAUUAUGUUCUGUUAAAAUUUGUCUUCAUUUAAAAUGUAUAUUUCAGCUGCAAGUUAAGGUCAUUUCUCUGCCAUCUUAAAUGGAAAGAGCCAUUUGUUAAAUCAGUGGAGUUUACGAUCUGUGGAGAAUAUUAAAAAUGUGCUGAACACUGAAAUCUCCGUCAGGUUUAGAAGACGUUCCCUGCCUCCCUUUCUGCGGCGAAUGUAGAUGAACUGUUACCUAUGAGGCCUUAUUAACCAUGUUUACAUUGUGAAUACAUAUUUGAUAUAACAGAUAGGGGAGUCUCUAACCAAAAUAAGGUUCUAUUUAACCUGAAAAGGAGACCCUAAGUACUGGAUGGUCUUCUGAAUUUAAACUAAGCUUCUGAGAUAUUUUUUAUUUUGCAAAUGUUGUUUGUGCAAAAGAAAACCACUUUAAUUAGCAUAUAUUUUGAAUUAAUGUGAGUUUUUGAAUUAAUUCCUCCUUUCCCUUGGAAAGCAAUUAACUUGGGAAAAUGUAAUGUGAAGAAAACAUGAAUUUUCUAACAUCUGCUUUUAACAGGGAUAACCAGUUUUUCAAAUGAAGUUUGUAAAGCUGUUUCACUGCAUAUACAAUUUUACUGAAAACCUAACAGAUGUUUAUGUUUUGCAUAUAAAAUAAAUGAAUAUUAGAAUUA